Molecule: messenger RNA, 5463 nt
Organism: Hevea brasiliensis (rubber tree)
Lineage: Eukaryota; Viridiplantae; Streptophyta; Magnoliopsida; Malpighiales; Euphorbiaceae
Product: myosin-17
Exons: 39
Coding region: 412-5004 (1530 amino acids)
Biological process (GO): actin filament organization; vesicle transport along actin filament
Cellular component (GO): vesicle; cytoplasm; myosin complex
Molecular function (GO): ATP binding; microfilament motor activity; actin filament binding
Source: RefSeq, a predicted model, not a curated record
AACUAGCCUCUCCUGCUUGCUUGGACCCGAUUUGACCAGUAACAGAGAGUUUUAGACAGAGAAGAGAAAGCUUAGAGCUUUGCUUUUUGAUAUAUAAGCUUCCCUUAAUCUCAUUGUUUGAAGGAGUUUAAUAUUUCAAAAAAAAAACAAAAGCUUUGAAAAGGGGGCGAAAUCCUUGAAAAAACUUUUGUUUGCUUGUGGUUAUCAUCUUCAUCUCCAGCUCAAAUUCAAUUCAACCGCCGCUUUCUUUUUGUCCGUCGAAGAAGAAGUAGCAGCAGCUUUGCAACUCACAAAGACAAACCCCACCGAGUCUUAUUCUCCUUAAUCCGACUCACUGAGUCUCAUUUCUCCUGCUCCUGGUCUUUUCUUCCAAUGAGUUGAAAGAGAAAGAAAAUCGCGUAUAGGAUCGCCAUGGCUACACCAGUUAAUAUUAUAGUAGGUUCUCAUGUAUGGGUUGAAGAUGCAGCAGUGGCAUGGAUAGAUGGUGAAGUAUUUAAAAUAAACGGUGAUGAAGUUCAUGUUCAUACCACAAAUGGGAAAACAGUUGUUGCAAAUAUAUCCAAAGUGUUUCCCAAGGAUACUGAAGCUCCUCCAGGAGGUGUAGAUGACAUGACAAAGUUGUCAUAUUUGCAUGAACCAGGAGUUCUGCAUAACUUGGCUAACAGAUAUGAACUUAAUGAAAUCUAUACAUACACUGGAAAUAUACUGAUUGCUAUAAACCCAUUUCAAAGAUUACCUCAUCUGUAUGAUACUCACAUGAUGGAACAAUAUAAAGGUGCCCAAUUUGGAGAGCUAAGCCCUCAUGUUUUUGCAGUUGCAGAUGUUGCAUACAGGGCAAUGAUUAAUGAGGGAAAGAGCAACUCAAUUCUAGUUAGUGGAGAAAGUGGUGCUGGUAAGACUGAGACAACAAAGAUGCUCAUGCGAUAUCUUGCACACUUGGGUGGUCGAUCUGGGGUGGAAGGGCGAACUGUUGAACAACAAGUUCUAGAAUCAAAUCCGGUUCUUGAAGCAUUUGGCAAUGCCAAAACUGUUAGGAACAACAACUCAAGUCGUUUUGGUAAAUUUGUUGAGAUCCAAUUCAACAAGAAUGGGAGGAUAUCUGGGGCAGCCAUACGAACUUAUUUGCUUGAGAGGUCUCGGGUUUGCCAAAUUUCUGAUCCUGAAAGAAACUAUCAUUGUUUCUACCUUCUUUGUGCAGCUUCACCUGAGGAAAGAGAGAAGUAUAAGUUGGGAAACCCCAAGUCUUUCCAUUACUUGAACCAAUCCAACUGCUAUCAAUUGGAUGGAGUAAAUGAUGCUGAGGAAUAUCUUGCAACUAGAAGGGCAAUGGAUGUAGUUGGCAUUAGUGAAGAGGAACAGGAGGCAAUUUUUGGGGUUGUAGCAGCAAUUCUGCAUCUUGGAAACAUUGAAUUUGCAAAGGGAGAGGAGAUAGACUCUUCUGUUAUCAAGGAUGAGAAAUCUAGAUUCCAUCUUAAUAUGACAGCAGAGCUGCUCAAGUGUGAUGCCAAGAGCUUGGAAAAUGCACUAAUAAAACGUGUUAUGGUAACUCCAGAAGAAGUUAUUACGAGGACUCUCGAUCCUGUUGGUGCAGUGGUUAGCAGGGAUGCCUUGGCUAAAACAAUUUAUUCCCGCUUGUUUGAUUGGCUUGUGGAUAAAAUUAAUAGUUCAAUUGGGCAGGAUCCAAACUCAAAACAAUUAAUUGGAGUUCUUGAUAUAUAUGGUUUUGAAAGUUUUAAGCUUAAUAGUUUUGAGCAGUUCUGCAUAAAUUUUACAAAUGAAAAGCUGCAGCAGCAUUUCAAUCAGCAUGUCUUCAAAAUGGAGCAGGAAGAAUAUACAAAAGAAGAAAUUAAUUGGAGCUACAUAGAAUUUGUUGAUAACCAAGAUGUGCUAGAUCUGAUUGAGAAGAAACCUGGGGGAAUUAUAGCACUUCUAGAUGAAGCCUGCAUGUUUCCUAAAUCGACGCAUGAAACUUUUGCUCAGAAGUUGUACCAGACAUUUAAAAACAACAAGCGCUUUAUCAAACCUAAACUUUCCUGUACUAGUUUUACCAUAUCUCACUAUGCAGGGGAGGUAACUUAUCAGGCAGAUCAGUUCCUUGACAAGAACAAAGAUUAUGUAGUGGCAGAACAUCAGGAUCUUCUGACAGCCUCAAAGUGCUCCUUUGUGGCUGGUCUCUUUCCUCCACCUCCAGAGGAAUCAUCAAAAUCCUCUAAAUUUUCUUCCAUUGGGUCACGCUUUAAGCUACAACUCCAAGCUUUGAUGGAGACCUUGAAUUCAACUGAGCCCCAUUACAUCAGAUGUGUGAAGCCAAAUAAUGUACUCAAGCCUGCAAUUUUUGAGAAUGCUAACAUCAUCCAGCAACUACGUUGUGGUGGUGUUCUUGAGGCAAUAAGAAUCAGUUGUGCUGGAUAUCCUACAAGACGAACAUUCUACGAGUUUCUCCUCCGUUUUGGUGUUCUGGCUCCAGAAGUUAUGGAAGGAAACCAUGAUGACAAGGUUGCUUGCCAAAUGAUUCUGGAUAAAAUGGGAUUGAAAGGUUAUCAGAUAGGCAAGACAAAGGUUUUCCUCAGAGCUGGUCAGAUGGCUGAACUGGAUGCAAGAAGAGCAGAAGUGCUUGGAAAUGCAGCUAGGACCAUUCAAAGACAAAUCCGCACGUAUAUUGCACGCAAGGAGUUUAUUGCUUUUCGUCAAGCUGCUAUUCACUUGCAAUCUCAUUGCCGGGGUGUAUUGGCUCGCAAACUAUUUGAGCUGUUGCGACGGGAAGCAGCAGCUUUGAAAAUUCAGAGGAAUUUCAGACGAUAUACUGCCAGGAAAUCCUACUUGACUCUGUAUUUGUCUGCAGUCACGUUGCAGACAGGUUUAAGGGCAAUGACUGCUCGUGAUGAAUUCAGAUUCAGAAAGCAAACUAAAGUUGCAAUUAUUAUCCAGGCACAAUUGCGUUGCCAUUUAGCAUACUCUUAUUACAAGAGGCUUCACAAGGCUACAUUAGCUUCUCAAUGUGGCUGGAGGGCAAGAGUUGCUCGGAGAGAGCUUAGAAAGCUUAAAAUGGCUGCAAGGGAAACAGGUGCUCUUAAAGAAGCAAAAGACAAAUUAGAGAAGCGUGUGGAAGAGCUGACAUGGCGAUUGCAAUUUGAGAAGAGAUUGAGGACUGAUUUGGAAGAGGAAAAGGCCCAAGAAAUUGCCAAGUUACAAGAUGCUUUGCAUGCAAUGCAAAUACAAGUAGAAGAAGCAAAUGCCAGAGUUAUCAAAGAACGAGAGGCAGCUCGGAAAGCUAUUGAAGAGGCACCUCCAGUCGUUAAGGAGACCCCCCUUCUUGUUCAAGACACUGAAAAGGUCAAACAAUUAACAGCUGAGGUGGAGAGUUUGACGGCUUCACUGCUCUCAGAAAGACAGGCAGCAAAAGAGGCAAGGGAAGCUUGUAAAGAUGCUGAGGCCAGAAACUCCAAACUGAGCAAGAAACUUGAAGAUGCAGAGCAAAAGUUGGGUCAAAUUCAGGAAUCAGUGCAGAGGCUGGAGGAGAAACUUUCCAACUCAGAGUCAGAGAAUCAAGUUCUUCGUCAGCAAGCACUAACCAUGUCACCAACAGGGAAAUCCUUGUCAGGGCGGCCAAAAUCAAUAAUUAUACAGAGGACGCCGGAGAAUGGAAAUGUUGCAAAUGGAGAACCGAAGGUGGCAUCUGAUAUGAUGGUUGCUAUAGAAAAAGCACGUGAACCUGAAUCCGAAGAAAAACCACAGAAAUCUCUCAAUGAAAAGCAGCAGGAGAACCAGGAUCUACUGAUCAAGUGUAUAUCACAAAACUUGGGAUUCUCUGGGGGCAAACCAGUUACUGCUUGCAUUAUAUACAAAUGUCUUCUCCACUGGAGGUCAUUUGAAGUUGAAAGGACUAGUGUGUUUGAUCCUAUCAUUCAAACAGUAGCUUCAGCCUUAGAGGUCUCAGAUAACAAUGAUGUCUUAGCCUAUUGGUUAUCAAAUUCAUCCACAUUGUUGCUGCUGCUCCAACAUACACUCAAAGCAAGUGGAGCAGCCAGCUUAACACCACAACGUCGGAGAACAGCAUCAGCUUCUCUUUUUGGAAGGAUGUCUCAAGGGCUACGGGCAUCUCCUCAAAGUGCUGGACUCUCAUUCCUUAAUGGUCGAGCACUUAGUAGACUGGAUGAUUUGAGACAGGUUGAGGCCAAGUAUCCUGCAUUACUGUUUAAGCAACAGCUUACUGCCUUCCUUGAGAAGAUAUAUGGAAUGAUAAGGGACAAUUUGAAGAAAGAGAUCUCUCCAUUGCUUGGUUUAUGCAUUCAGGCACCAAGAACUUCCCGGGCAAGUUUAGUAAAAGGACGCUCUCAGGCUAAUGCUGUUGCUCAGCAAGUUUUAAUUGCUCAUUGGCAAAGCAUUGUGAAAAGCUUAAACAAUUAUUUGAUGAUAAUGAAAGCAAACUAUGUGCCUCCCUUUUUAGUGUGUAAAGUGUUCACUCAAAUAUUCUCAUUUAUCAAUGUUCAGUUAUUCAAUAGCCUUCUUUUGCGGCGUGAGUGUUGCUCAUUCAGUAAUGGAGAAUAUGUGAAAGCAGGUUUGGCUGAAUUAGAGCAGUGGUGCUAUGAGGCAACUGAGGAAUUUUCAGGCUCGGCAUGGGAUGAAUUGAAGCAUAUAAGACAGGCUGUUGGAUUCCUAGUCAUACAUCAAAAGCCUAAGAAGACCUUGAAUGAAGUUACAAAAGAACUUUGUCCGGUGCUGAGCAUACAGCAACUAUACAGGAUCAGUACCAUGUACUGGGAUGACAAAUAUGGUACUCAUAGCGUAUCGUCAGAUGUUAUAUCCAGUAUGAGAAUUAUGAUGACUGAGGACUCGAACAAUGCCGUCAGCAGCUCUUUUCUGUUAGAUGAUGACUCAAGCAUCCCAUUCACUGUGGAUGACAUCUCCAAGUCAAUGCAAAAAGUAGAAAUAGCCGACAUUGAUCCUCCUCCAUUAAUUCGUGAAAAUUCUGGAUUUGGGUUCUUGCUUCCACGCUCCGAGUGAUGUUCAUGUUCCCCCCUGUAUAUGGAAGUCUGUGGGGGGUCCUGUGCAAGAACAUGCCAAGACCUGUGCAUAUAACCUCAUUGUUUUUAUCACCAUCCAUGUGUAUAUUAUAUUUUGCAUUAGUCUCAGGCUACCAUCUUUGGUGUCCAGGUCAAUUACUCUUUCCCUCGCGUUACAUAAACAAGAGGGGUAUUUUUUGAGAGUUCACAUCACAUUUAAUGUGAUAAUGUUCAAAUCAUAGGGGUAGGCAAUGGUGCCUCAUAAUUUCACAAGCCUGCAACAGGCUUCGUUUAUAUUUUUUUAUAUUAUUUUUUAGCCAGGCCUCUUCUAUAUAGUUUGACGAGUUUUAGGGUUUAGUGGUUUGAGUGUAACUGGCAUGUGCCGCAUUUUAUAGGCAAUUGUUUGAACGAGAAAACAAUAUGUAUUCUUCAUUCUUUUCUUUUAUUAUUUCUUUUUUUA